AUGGAACCAAGCGACAACGAUAUCGAGCUGUCAGAGGUCUCUAAUACCUUUGCGACUCCAUUCAGCGUCGUCGCAAGGUCCGCAAAGCACACACGAAAUGCAGCAACUCGAAGGCCAGCGGUCCCACCAAAACCCUCUCAGAACCGACCUGCUCCCCAGGUCCAAACCAUAACAACUUCAGACAUUCAUUCGUCGCUCGUUACAAUACCUACCAGUGUUACAAAGAGAUCUGUUAGCGCUGGUGUGAUGGAUGAAGAGAGAAAAUCGUCAGAAGACUCCUCUUCGGGUGUCUCCUUGCUGCAAACACCGAAUGCGGGGAUCGGCUUCUCCCAAACGUCAGGAAAAUCCCUAAAGAGACCAAGGGCUAAGACCUCUCAUAUCCAUGAGUACAUUACCACACGAGAAGGCAACUUCGUUUGUAAUCGUUGCUCAAGGGUCUACAAAUCCACUGGCGGCACAGGGGCUAUCGCCCGGCAUUUGAAGAAAGCACACUCCAUUGAUCCUACGGCUAGCGCGUUAGCUGAAAAGAGAAAACGAGAGGGAACAGCGAUAGAUGCAGCUAUAAUUCGUGGAGCAGAAUUCAAUACCAGGGCCGAAGAAAGAAGAAAAGAGGAACCGAAGGAAAUGAGGGAGCUGAGAGAAGAAAGAGAGGAACAGACGGGCACUACUCUCAAUAAAACUACCCUGGAAUAUCUAUAUCUUCAAUGGAUCAUGAGCCAGGGUAUUUCUUUCAAGCAAGUCAGGAACAAGGCAUUUCGGACCUUCUUGGAAUACGUCAAUCCAAUUGCCAAUCGAAUGCUUCCGGACUCCGAGUCCACCUUGAAAAUACCUACAGAUGGUCUUCUCGCCGAGGAAAUUAGUGGAAGCUGA
Letharia columbiana is the source of this 870-nucleotide messenger RNA. RefSeq lists its product as uncharacterized. The transcript has a single exon. The record is from RefSeq and is a predicted model, not a curated record. The coding region runs from base 1 to 870 and encodes 289 amino acids. NCBI's taxonomy places the organism in Eukaryota, Fungi, Ascomycota, Lecanoromycetes, Lecanorales, Parmeliaceae.